This is a messenger RNA of Lentinula edodes (shiitake mushroom), 1606 nucleotides long. RefSeq names its product oxidoreductase family protein. The record is from RefSeq and is a predicted model, not a curated record. Gene Ontology annotation, biological process: NADPH regeneration. Bases 41 to 1189 code for a protein of 382 amino acids. The transcript has 5 exons. Gene Ontology annotation, cellular component: cytoplasm. Gene Ontology annotation, molecular function: nucleotide binding; oxidoreductase activity. NCBI's taxonomy places the organism in Eukaryota, Fungi, Basidiomycota, Agaricomycetes, Agaricales, Omphalotaceae.
UGUCAUUUUGCUCUCAUCUUGCUCUCCUUUGCUCAGAGUCAUGGCACAUUUAACGCUAUCCGGUAUUGCCAUCUUAGGAGCUGGGCUCUUUGUAGCCGAAGCCUAUCUACCUGCCCUUGCUACUCUAGGUCCAACUUCUUUCUCGCUAAAGGCGGUCUAUUCACGAUCGGAAAAGAGCUCUAGCGAAACCGCCCAGAAUGCAGCAAAAAUUCUAGGUCUUUCUUCUUCUCCUGACGUAUACUUUGAUGGAGAUCACCCGAACAAUCUGGAUGCUCUUCUUGCGAGAUCUGAUAUAGCUGCUGUCAUUAUUGCCCUGCCCAUUACAUUGCAACCAGAAAUUGUUGUGAAGUGUCUUCUGGCAGGGAAACACGUCCUGAGCGAAAAACCUGUUGCUCCUGACGUUGCACGAGGUCUUAAAUUACUUGAGGAUGCGGAACCCAUCUGCCAACAGUACGGUCUUGUUUGGCGUGUUGCCGAAAACUUUGAGGCUGAACCUGUUUAUCGUGCUGCUGGCGAGACCAUACGAUCUGGAAAGAUAGGAAACGUCAUAUUUUUCAAAGCUUCAGUCGUCAAUUUCAUCGACAAAACCUCCAAAUGGUAUAAAACUCCUUGGCGCACAGUACCUGACUAUCAAGGAGGCUUUUUGUUAGAUGGUGGUGUCCACACAAUAGCGGCGCUCCGCACGAUGCUUCCCGAACCAUUCACUCAUUUAUCUGGCUUCGCUUCUUUGAACAAGGAAUAUCUCUCACCUCACGAUACAGUCCACUGUGUUGUCCGGGCUCAGUCCCACUAUCAUGGAAUCAUUGAAAUGACCUUUGCUUCACCCACUAAAUCAAUCCCCGCUGCAGAGAAUCUCGUCAUCACAGGUUCAAAGGGUUGGCUUGCUUGCAACUCGACUUCGGAAGGAUUUAAGAUUGUGGUAAAGGUUGUGGAGGAAAAAGAAAGCGGGAAAACAGGAGAAGAAGCGGAGUAUAAGGAGAAAGAGGAAAUCAUAAGCUUCCCCCGAAAGGGUGUGGAAACCGAACUUGCAGCUUUCUUCGACGCUAUCGGCAGGCAAGGGACGGGAGAAUCUGCUUUAGAUAUAGGUAAUCCAAGGGAGGCAUUAAAGGAUGUUGCGUUCAUUCAGGCAGCCUUGAAUAGCGAAGGUAACUUGAUAGAUCUUCUCGAGCUCAUUCAAGCGUCUUCCUAGGUAUGAGCUCCAAAUUUCCACAUUAUCUUUACUAUAUGUUCCCCAGGAUCUUUGUAUAUAUACUGUAGGUGCAUCGAAUUAUGUGCGUUGAAUUUGUGUAGCGAGAUAUCUCCGUAGCGAUCAUCCUUCUAGUUCCAACACCUCGCAUUCAUUUGACAUGAAUGGGUGUCAUCCUCGACGGAAAAACACAGGAAAAAUCGACCUCAGUUGGUGUCAGAAGACUUGACUCCAUUUAAGCUGUAAAGAACAUCCUGUGAUGAUGGUAUAGUUCGCGAGAUGAGCUCUAAUGUUGUGCAACUUGCAGAGUGGUGGUGUGAGUAUCUGAGGCCGUAUUGCAAGGCUUACAGAUAUAAGCUGUUCACGGAAUAAGUAGCCGGAUUUGCACCCGUACGGUAUUGAGUGAAUAAAAAAGUGACA